AUCGCGAACAUGGCGCCUGAGCGAGUACGGAGCCGUGCGCUCUCGGCUUUCAAGUUGCGCGGCUUGCUACUCCGAGGUGAAGCUACUAAGUACCUCACAGAAGUUCUUCAGUCUGUCAACGAAUUAGAGCUUGAAGACACUCUGGAAAAGAUCAUUGAUGCAGUUGAAAAGCAGCCCUUGUCAUCCAACAUGAUUGAACGAUCCGUAGUAGAAGCGGCAGUCCAGGAAUGUAGCCAGUCAGUUGAUGAAACUAUAGACCAUAUUUUCAAUAUCAUUGGAGCCUUUGACAUUCCACGUUUUGUGUACAACUCAGAAAGAAAAAAAUUUCUUCCUCUAAAAAUGACCAACCAUCCUGCACCAAAUUUGUUUGGAACAGCUAGAGAUAAAGCUGAGCUGUAUCGUGAACGCUAUACCAUUUUGCACCAGAGGACUCACAGACAUGAAUUAUUUACUCCUCCAGUGAUAGGUUCGCACCCUGAUGAAAGUGGAAGCAAAUUUCAGCUGAAAACUAUAGAAACUUUAUUGGGUAGUACAACCAAGAUCAGAGAUGUGAUUGUCCUUGGAAUGAUAACCCAGUUGAAAGAGGGGAAAUUUUUUCUGGAAGAUCCUACUGGAACAGUACAACUAGAUCUUAGUAAAGCUCAGUUCCAUAGUGGUCUGUACACAGAGGCGUGCUUUGUCUUAGCAGAAGGUUGGUUUGAAGAUCAUGUGUUUCAUGUGAACGCUUUUGGAUUUCCACCUACAGAGCCCUCUAGUACUACUAGGGCAUACUAUGGAAGUAUUAACUUUUUUGGCGGUCCUUCUAAUACAUCUGUGAAGACUUCCGUAAAACUAAAACAACUGGAAGAAGAGAAUAAAGAUGCCAUGUUUGUGUUCAUAUCUGAUGUCUGGUUGGACCAAGUAGAAGUACUAGAAAAACUUCACACAAUGUUUUCUGGUUACUCACCAGCACCACCAACCUGCUUUAUUCUGUGUGGUAAUUUUUCAUCUGCACCCUAUGGGAAAAAUCAAGUUCAAGCUUUCAAAGAUUCCCUGAAAACUUUGGCAGACAUAAUAUGUGAAUACCCAAAUAUUCACCAAAGAAUUCAAUAUUGUACACAAGAAAUUAUUAUUUUUCGUGAAGACUUAGUGAAUAAAAUGUGCAGAAACUGUGUCCGUUUUCCUAGUAGCAAUUUGGAUAUUCCUAAUCAUUUUGUAAAGACUAUCCUAUCCCAAGGACAUCUUACUCCUCUGCCUCUGUAUGUCUGCCCAGUGUACUGGGCGUAUGACUAUGCACUGAGAGUGUACCCUGUACCUGAUGUAUUGGUCACCGCAGACAAAUACGACCCUUUCACUAUAACGAAUACCGAGUGCCUCUGCAUAAACCCUGGCUCUUUUCCAAGAAGUGGAUUUUCAUUCAAAGUGUAUUAUCCUUUCAAUAAGACAGUAGAAGAUAGCAAACUUCAAGGCUUUUGAAAUCCAUCUGAAGACCACUAUUCUGCUUACUUUUAUAUCUUAUGUAAUUUUGGUAUUGUUAUAAUAAAAUUGUGGC
Messenger RNA from Dipodomys ordii (Ord's kangaroo rat), 1531 nucleotides. It is a transcript of the gene Pole2, whose product is annotated as polymerase (DNA directed), epsilon 2, accessory subunit. The record is from RefSeq and is a predicted model, not a curated record. Gene Ontology annotation, biological process: error-prone translesion synthesis; DNA-templated DNA replication. Gene Ontology annotation, cellular component: epsilon DNA polymerase complex. The coding region runs from base 10 to 1455 and encodes 481 amino acids. Lineage: Eukaryota; Metazoa; Chordata; Mammalia; Rodentia; Heteromyidae. The transcript is spliced from 17 exons. Gene Ontology annotation, molecular function: DNA binding.